UCACCAGAACACCAACACUACUCACCAGAACACCAACACUACUCACCAGAACACCAACACUACUCACCAGAACACCAACACUACUCACCACAGCACCAAGUGUUAUUUAAAUGUGUUAUUUAAGUGUUAUUUAAUUGACAUAAAGACCAGCUUUUCUUGCUUUUGGAAUGUUCACCUGCAGUUGUUCACCCGCUGAACUUUAAUCCUCCACGCUUAGCUUGGAGGCUUUGCUUGAUCUUGUAUGGGAGGGACGAGACGCACAUCGUACACUCUAUUCCUUCAGUGGUUUUAUCUGAUUGCUAAGCCUCCACAGACUCAGCCCUCAUGGCCUACAUUGAGGGCGAUGCUGAGGGAGUUCCAAGGUCUGGGUGUCACCAGGUGAGCCAGCCCUAGCCCUAGUAGCCCUGGCUAUGGCUCACGACAGCCUGCCCUGUUUGACCCCGGCCCUCCUGCCUGCCGGUUGGUGCCUUAUGGUGGUGUUAUUUCUGUCCUCAACUCGGCAGCGCACCUAAUUCAGCCUGCAUAGGUGUGACUUUGUGUGUGUGGGGGACUGUGUGCGCGCAUGCACUUUGUUGGCAAUGUGUGUUUUGUCAUGUGAGGUUCAAUGCACCAGUGUGUGGGUAUGUGUAAGGGUUUGUGUGUGUGUCUAUUUGUGUUUGUCCGUCCUUGUGUGGCUCUCCAUGCUGAGGUUUGUCAGUGAUGCAUGUUUGUCUGUGUGAGUGUGACUGCAGCACUGUGUGUGUGUGUGUGUGUCUGUGUAUUUAUGUCCUUGUGUGUGUCUGCAUGUGCGUGCGUGUGUGUGUGUGUUUGUGUUGCUGCAAAAGUAGUCUCUUGUGCGUAUGGCACCACGCCUCUCUCAGCUGACAUGCAGCGUCUAAAUAUAUCCCUCUUGGAGCGGCCAGCGUCGGGGAGCAGUCCUACCGACGGCGUCCACCCCCUCUCCAAACAAAAACAUUUCAGGCUACAUUUAAACGUGGCGCUGCCAGCGACGCACCGACGGGGCCGGCCGGGCUAACGGAGGCGCUAGGCGGCGGUGCUAAACAGAGCGGCUAGGCCCCGCUGUGGUCUUCUGGUUAGAGUGCCACUUUGCGCAGAGUGAUGUUUAAUGCUGACGGAGUGCGGAUUCACCUCCGUUUCAUUCUAAGAUAGAAAAUGAAAACAUAAUGGUCAAGGCUGAGUGGGUGUGGUGGAGCUCUCUGGGUGAGGAGAGCAGAAGAUGACUCCUGGGGAUGGAAGAAAGUCAUGGGCCUCGUCAUGUCUAACCUUCCAAAGGGUUUGGCUCCCCUGUGUUCGCUGCUUGUCCCAGUGUUAAUAUAUGAAGGGAGUUAUGUCAUGUUAAUAACCAGUUCAGUCUAAAUGCCGGUCUCUCCUUCAGGCUCAGUGGAGGUGUUCAUUAGCACUUGUCUCUCUCCCAGGAGGGGUUCACUCUAUAGCUGGUCUCUCUCCAAGGAGGGGUUCACUCUAAAGCUGGUCUCUCUCCAAGGAGGGGUUCACUCUAAAGCUGGCCUCUCUCCAAGGAGGGGUUCACUCUAAAGCUGGUCUCUCUCCAAGGAGGGGUUCACUCUAAAGCUGGUCUCUCUCCAAGGAGGGGUUCACUCUAAAGCUGGUCUCUCUCCAAGGAGGGGUUCACUCUGAAGCUGGUCUCUCUCCCAGGAGGGGUUUACUCUAAAGCUGGUCUCUCUCCAAGGAGGGGUUCACUCUAAAGCUGGUCUCUCUCCAAGGAGGGGUUCAACACUGGUCUCUCCUUCAGGCUCAGAGGAGCUGUUCAUCCUAACCCUGGUCCCUCCCCAGGCUCGGAGCCGUCAGAGGAGUUCUUCGAGUACGACGCGGAGGACUUCCUGGGGCUGCUGACCCUCCUCAUCACGGAGGGCCGGACCCCUGAGUGCUCGGUGAAGGGCCGCACCGAGGGGCUGCACUGCCCCCCCGCCCAGUCCGCCAUGCCCCCCCUGCACAGGCACGAGUGCAGCGACAAACUGCCCCAGUGUCGGCAGGCCAGGCGCACACGGUCUGAGGUGAUGCUCCUGUGGCGGAACGGUAUCCCCAUCAUGAUCGAGGUCAUGUUACUGCCAGACUGUUGCUAUGGUGACGAGUGCCCCCCCAACGACCUGAUCAGCGACCCGGUCAUCAAGCAAGACGCUCUGCUUCUGGAGAGGUGGAGCCUGCAGCCCAUGCCCAGACAGAGCGGCGACCGCUUCAUCGAGGAGAAGACGCUGCUGCUGGCCGUGCGCUCCUACGUCUUCUUCUCCCAGCUCAGCGCCUGGCUCAGCGCAUCCCACGGCAUCGUGCCCCGCAACAUCCUGUACAGGAUCAGCCCUGCCGACGAGGAGCUCCUCUGGCAGUUCUCCCAGCCCCCGUCGGAGCACCUCUUCCCCGUCCCCAACGUGUCCCAGAGCGUGGCACUGCGUGUGCGCGUGCAGUCGCUCCCCCGCCAGCCCACCUACCCCACCCUGGCCUGUAGCAUCCACACCGGCCUGCCCUGGCCCGGCAAGACCCUGGGCCACGGCCCCCGGCCCGACCCCUCCGCCCUCCGCAAGGCUCCGGAGAGAGGCGGAGACCCCCCGCCCCCGCCCACCUCCGCCCCGCCCCUCUACGCCAAGACCCCCGGCUCGGCGCCGGCCCUCCCCGCGAGCACGCUGCCCCAGACCGCCCCCAAGAGCCAGGGGCCCCCCCGCGACCACGGGACCCUCUACCAGAACGGGGCCGACCCCCCGCCCCGCCAGGGCUCCCCUCUGUUCCACAAACCUCCCCCCCGCUCCCCCACCCCCUCCCGGGCGCACUCCCCCCGCCCGGCGCCCCCGGGGAAGGCGGUGCGCUGGCUCUACUCCGCCCUCAACGGGGGGCCCCUGGACCCCGCCCCCCAGGCGGACGACAGCUCCAAGGCCGCGCCCGCCGCGCCGCCGAUGAGAGCCUUCAAGGCCUUCUCGUUGGCGGAGCCGGCCCGCGGCCCCUCCCCGCGGCCCCUGGAGACCAACCCCCUGAUCGGCUCCCUGCUGCAGGACAGGCAGGAGGUGAUCGCCCGCAUCGCCCAGAGGCUCAACUUCUGCGACCCCGGCGCGCCGCCGCUGCCCGCCGGUCUGUUCGCGCCGGGCACCGUGCCCAAAGCCACCUGGGGCGGCGGUCACGACGACCACGGGCGCAAGACCAAAGAGGCCGACCGGCCGCCCCCCGGCGAGGCCCCGGCCCACGCCAGACCCCCCGCCUUCCGGACGCCCGAAGGAGACCCCCCCCCGCCGGGCAGGCGCCAGACCCUCGCCGUUCCCCCCGCCGCCUGCAGGCGGCUGAAGAUGACCCGGGAGGAGGAGAGGAACGGGGAGAAGGAGAGGGACAGGGAGCGGCAGAGAGAGCAGCAGAGAGAGCAGCAGAGGGAGCAGCAGAGAGAGCAGCAGAGGGAGCAGCAGAGAGAGCAGCAGAGGGGCCAGGAGAGAUGCAGGGAGAGAGAGAGAGAGAGGGAGAGAGACAGAGACAGGGAAAGGGAGCUGGAGAUGGAGAGAGAGAAGGAUAGACAGAGGGAGAGAGUGAUGGAGAGAGACAGAGACAGGGAGAGAGUCAGGGAGCUGGAGAUGCAGAGAGAGAAGGAUAGACAGAGGGAGAGAGAGACGGCGAGGGACAGGGAGAGGGAGACCGGCGGGGAGGGGGAGCGAGAGAGAGACUGUUCUCUGAUCGCCCAGGCCGUGCAAGACAUCAGCCGGCUGAUCCAGGAGAGGCUGUCGCUGCCCCCGUCGUCGCCCCCCGCGCACAGCCGGAGUGGCUACACCCUGCGUCACACACACUCCACCACCAUCACGCACACGGUCCGCACGUACACCCCCGGCCCCACAACACACCCCACGCCUCAGGGGCCCCCCGUGGCCACGCCCCCCGACGGCACCCGCACGACAGCCGACGCCCACCGGCCCACGGUUUGCACAGAGAAGCCCCCCGUGGAGACGGCCCACAACGGCUCUCACUGUAUACUUGAAGACUCGACGCGGCCGAACGGCCCGCCCCCCCGGUCCCGCGCCCCCCAGUGUUUACAGCCUCCUGCCCUCCCUCCGGGGGACCCCAGCGGCCGUGCUCCCAGCCAUACCUCGCCCCUGGAGAACGGCCUGCCCUCGACCCCGCACCCCGGCCGGACCCCCGCCGGCGGCCCCGGCUCCAACGAGAGCCAGACCCAGUGUAGCGGCCCGGCCCCGCCCAUCCCCCUGCAGAACGAGAACCUGGCCCCCCCGGGGUCGUCCAACUCCAGCUGGACCAGUCUGGAGAUGACGCCCCCAAGCACUGUACUGAGGUCCCACAGCUCCUCCCCCUUGCGACCAUGCAACAGCUGGAAAAAGCAGAACCGACACUCGCUCGACGGCAUGGCAACCAAGGCCUUCCACCCGUGCACUGGGCUGCCCCUGCUGUCCAGCCCUGUUCCUCAGAGGAAGAACCAGACGGGGUACUUUGACCUGGACGCCUCUCUGACGGGCUGUAACGGUCUGCCCUGGGCCUCUGGAAAGAGGGUGAGUAUAAAGAGAGGAGAGGAAGUCACAGAGGAAUCCCACCAGCUCUUCAGUGCCAGUGCCCCCCCAGCUGGCCUCAGUCUCCUUGGGAACUUUGAGGAGUGUGUGUUGAACUACCGCCUGGAGCCUUUGGGCAAUGUGGACGGCUUCAUCGCUGAGGUGGGGGCCAGCGGCUCCUUUUGCCCCAGCCACAUGACCUUACCUGUGGACGUGUCCUUCUACAGCGUCUCCGAAGACAACGCCCCCUCGCCAUAUAUGGGUGUGAUCAACCUGGAGUCGCUGGGGAAGCGAGGCUACCGCGUCCCCCCAUCUGGAACCAUUCAAGUGACCUUAUUCAACCCCAACAAGACAGUGGUGAAGAUGUUCGUGGUGAUGUACGACCUGCGAGCCCUGCCCGCCGGCCACCAGACCUUCCUUCGCCAGCGGACCUUCUCCAUUCCCGUCCGCCGGGGCGACGCCCACAAUCACAACAGCAGGAAGCCCCUCCCACUGGGACCAGUCCGAACUCUGCGCUACCUCAUCCACCUGAGGUUCCAGUGCUCCAAGUCCGGGAAGGUCUACCUCCACCGGGACAUCCGUCUGCUCUUCUCCAGGAAGUCCAUGGAGGUGGACAGCGGCGCCGCCUACGAGCUCCAGUCCUUCAUCGAGUCCCCCGCCGACCCCCCGUUCUCCGCCCGCUGCUGAGCCCCUCUCGGCCCCAGCCUACAGCUGUCCCCCCUCCCUCCCCCUACCCCCCCCCCCCAUUCAUCCCAUGCUCCAGUUGGCCCCGGGGCCGGUGCCCAGACGCGUGACAGAGAGCAGAGGGCUCGCGUUGACCUUGAAUCCUCACGUCGGGGUCAGCGCCCAAAAUAUAACGGCUGAGCUUCCGACCGAAGCCUUGACAGAAAGCCUUAACACGAGGGAUACCAACAUAGGAUGAGCGGGACUAAGUACCGCCUGAUUCUGGAUUGACGUAGAUGGGAGAACAAUAAUUAAGGGGUUUAAAUGUAGGACGCCCUCUCCUCUCUCUUAGACGAUCCGCGCCGUCUUCUACCACAUCAGCAAGCAUCUGGUAGAUGAUGGACAGAAGGAACGGACAGCCAAAGUACAAUAAAAGAAACCACAUGUUACGGUAGGGGGUAACACCCUCGCGAUUCACCCUUUGAAGCUGUAGGUUGAACCCAGCCGACCAGAGAGAACAUUUCUGUGUUUCAAUAAUACGGAAAGGUAUCAAGAUUGUUAUUUUUCAGAGCAAACUGCCUUCUUUUGGGGUAUUCGUAUUGAGAGUGUCCCCCCCUACCCCCCCGAAUGUGUGGCUCAGGGUGAACCCAAUGCAAGGAGGGCAUGGCUGAUUUGGGUUCUGGUCUUGAAAACGUGCUACCCAGACACCCAGAGCACUCAUGGACCACUGAAGGAGUAACUGCAAUCAAUCACCCCUGAGCAGAACCAACAGGAUGUCUCCUUCCCUGACUGGAAACGACAGAAGAAUAAACGUGUUUGUACUGAUACAGAACCCAUUUGUUGGAAGCAAUAGAAGGAAUAACAUUAGUUUAGUGGUUACACAUUUAUUUUUCAGUUUACCAUCAUUUAUUUAAUAUUUAAAUGUAUAUUUCAGUUACUACUCAUGUGACAUUUGUCGUGCUAAGCAUUAUGAUGUAGUGCAAACUCUGUAAAUCAUAGUAUGUAUUUUUUGACAUUAAUAUUCAGAUCUGAAAAAAAGUAUAUCUAUAUCUUAUAAAGCAAUCCUUAAACCUG
Gadus macrocephalus (Pacific cod) is the source of this 6215-nucleotide messenger RNA. RefSeq names its product atos homolog A (gene atosa). The record is from RefSeq and is a predicted model, not a curated record. Bases 1938 to 5165 code for a protein of 1075 amino acids. NCBI's taxonomy places the organism in Eukaryota, Metazoa, Chordata, Actinopteri, Gadiformes, Gadidae. The transcript has 12 exons.